AUAGUUGUUUUUAUCGCAGUCGAUGCAGAGCUCGCACGUGGACGGACGUGUCGCAGCUCCGAUUGCGCGUGUGUUGUGACUAACGUGAUGCUCUAGUGUAAUCGCGCUCAUUAUACUAUAGUGUGUUUAUUAUAGUAUUGUCCGAGUGUCGUCUCGCUUAAAUAUGCUGAUGGUACAGAGUAACGCGCAACCCAUGAAAACAACAAAAAUAAAGGGACCGCCACCUGUACCGCCGCGGCCCAGUCAAAGUAUGGUCGCUGAAGCUCUAGCGAAGACGAGAAAAGCCGUUGCCGAUUCUAAAACUAGUGUAACCAAAUCGCGAACAUUUACUAAGCAUGAGAACCACCAGGUUUCGUCGAAAGCCAAAACUUUAGACAGAUACAGCUCGUCAGGUAAACCUUCAGUAUCGCCACGGCAGUCUGGUCUUGCACGUGUUAAAUCUUUUAUCAAAGACGUCAUAAGCGAUAGAGGCUCUUCUUCUGACGAGAGAAAGUCAAGUGGGCAAAAUUCUAGGAGGAGCUCAAGUGAUAGUAGCUCUGUUAAUUCGCCCUCUUCUACUAAGAAGUCGAACGAAUCACUUAACUCUAGAGCUGUUAAAACUUGUAAACAAAUAUUAGUGCGAUCACUUUCAACUUCAAAUAAACUAGACCAGGAUGCUAAGUGCAGAGUUUCCAAAUCUUCUAGUUUCGCGGAAAAAACGUUUCCUCUACGUAAGGCCCCGCCCCCACCAUUAUCUCCUAAGCCUAAGAUAAAACCAAUGAGACCAUUACCUGUACAUAAUACAAAUGUUAAAGCAAAAAAAUCAAAAGUAGAACCGGAAAUUAGUCCGUAUUCGUUACCUGUUGAUGCCGAAGCUGCCCAAAGUCCGGUUCCGGAGGCGCCUUAUGCUACGGUAGACGAGGUGAGCCAAAACGAUAAUAGAAUACAAAACUGCCCAAAAGUCGAUAACCAAAACAACACUGAAAAUAGUAAUAACUCAGACAACCUCAUAGAAACAGAAAAUGUAAAUAACAAUUCCCUUGAAAGGAAGACGUCUCGAGUAACUGAGAUGCUCAUUUCCGAAAUCCUCGCGAGUAGAAAUAACAAUAACGAACCGAAUACGGUUAUAGAUAAGGGCAAGGAUUCCAUGGAUUCACUUACAGACAGUUCGCCCGAUGUGGAAAUAAUGAAGGAUAUGAAUAACCACGAAAUGUUGAUUUACGAAUUGCAAACUAUGCGGUCCCAAUCAAACGUACCUGAGUUUUUGGUUAAUGAUAUUGACAGAAAUGGAAAUUGCGACUCUGAUUCCGAGCAAAAUUACGCCAUGGCUUCUGUUACAAGUGAAAAUACUGAUGAUGGCAAUGAACAAGCUUACGCCUAUAUUGUUGACGACGAUCUUAAGUCUAGACUACGAAAGCAGUUUCGAGCCAUAAGUAACAUGUCCCUACAAGGAUUGCCACCUCUACCCAAGAGUUUGAGUGGGUUUGCUGAAGGUGAACCGACUCCUGAAUCGCCUACAAAUGAUGAACACCCUCCAUCCGAUCUCGACGGUCAACUUACUUAUUUAAAGAAGGAAAUGGCUAGCCUUCGUCAGUUGGAUCUCUCAUUGCUCUCGGAGCUUUGGACGCUCAGCGAGGCCAUGGCAUCUUGGCGCCGACAGUUGGAGCGAGGCACGCGACUUAGACCCGCGCCGCCACCACCACCACCACCCCACUACCUUAGAACCUAAAUAAACAAUAUAUACCUGA
Molecule: messenger RNA, 1727 nt
Organism: Pieris brassicae (large cabbage white)
Lineage: Eukaryota; Metazoa; Arthropoda; Insecta; Lepidoptera; Pieridae
Gene: lmgA
Product: anaphase-promoting complex subunit 11-like
Exons: 3
Coding region: 164-1708 (514 amino acids)
Biological process (GO): anaphase-promoting complex-dependent catabolic process; positive regulation of mitotic metaphase/anaphase transition; protein ubiquitination
Cellular component (GO): anaphase-promoting complex; nucleus
Molecular function (GO): zinc ion binding; cullin family protein binding; ubiquitin protein ligase activity
Source: RefSeq, a predicted model, not a curated record